Puccinia graminis f. sp. tritici CRL 75-36-700-3 is the source of this 1353-nucleotide messenger RNA. RefSeq lists its product as uncharacterized. Lineage: Eukaryota; Fungi; Basidiomycota; Pucciniomycetes; Pucciniales; Pucciniaceae. Bases 378 to 1067 code for a protein of 229 amino acids. The transcript has 2 exons. The record is from RefSeq and is a predicted model, not a curated record.
CGGCCCUACGCAACAGUCAGGUGCAUGAGCGGACAAAUGUGAGGAAAGAUGCAUGUCUGAGCGAGCAGGCCAGGACUAGAGUUUUGAGGAGCAGCAUAUAAGAGAGGCUAUGAACCGCCCAUCCCAUCUCCAAUCAAUCAACUCCAUUACCAACAUUGAUACUUUAUCUCCCACCGGGACACCGUCUCUCUCUCUUUCGCUACUCUUCAACCCUCACCGUUACUUUUGCCACGCAGAGCACAUCAACCAGGCUUGCCAAUAAUCCCACUAUCCAAACCACCUCUGAGCCAGCUCGAUCAUCUAACACCUAUUAGACAGGAAACAUCUUUUUCAAUCCGCGAAGCCUACACCAGACUUCUUUUCCCUCGCAUAGCACGAUGCAAGGCUUACCCAGAUAUCCUCCAUCGGCCGCCAGUGCAGACUCUCGGAUGGCCGAGGGGGCCGAUAAACCAGUCCUAUUACUUCACGUUCGAGAAGCGUCGGCAUCGGAAGCGAACGGAAGCCCAUCGGAGUUCGACAAACCGUCUGCGCAGGAAGAAAGAACUCCUGAACUAGUGUCUUCGGCCCUCCCCGGCAAUUCAUUUGGUUCCCGAAGGUUACACAAAAAUCCCAAUCUCAACAUCUCGAUCCCUCCAUUGGCAGCGGUCAAGCCUACUCUUGGACUUUCGCCUUCGGGUAUCACCCAAGACCCGAUGACACCUAUCUUCCAGAUCGUUCAUACUCCUACCACUGCUCCGGGUGCACCAGGACCUGGGGACCCGGCUGAAAUUCGACGAUUAGAGGAGAGCUGGGCCGCCAAUAUGAUUGACUAUGACCAGAUUUCACCAGCGUUUCCAAACUUCCGCCCGCCUACAUUCAAUGAAUUCCCAACCAAGAACCCCCACGACGGCUCGCUCAAAAAGUCCAGUUUCCACUCUGAUCACGCCGAUGCCAAGAACAAUGACGACUCCUUGGCCCUCAGAGAGAUGUUUGCUCUCACCGCUUCAGCAAAAACGCCAACCUUUCCGCCACCCUCUCUUGCCUUGGAUUUCGGAAAGGUUGACGCGCGCAAGAUUGACGACAAGUAGGACCAAGUGUCGAUUUUCAUUCACCGUCUCUGCGUUCUCCGGAAAAUUUUCUUCCUGGUUCAGUGUUCGCUCAGAUUUCCAUAUCAAUUGGUCCAGUUAGUUUCAUUUACCGCGGCUUGUGGCCAUUAUCAGUUUUGUAUCUCGGCUUGUGGCCUUCAUUAUUUUUCAUCAUGGCAAAGCCUACCAUCUCGUGCACAAUUUUAGUUUAUUUAUUCACGCAGCUCUUCCUUUGUAGUUUAGUACAUUUUUAACAAGUAUGCACAAUCACCAAUCCACUCUUUUUUCG